AUGAAAUUCCAUAAAUAAAGUCUAUACGUAUACGAACAUUUAAUGAUAAGCACGCACGUGAAAGAUGACAAUCAAAAAUAAAAGGCUUAAUGUUAAUUAGUAAUUGCAGAAUUAGAGUGAAUAUAACUAAAAUGUGGUCUGCUCUUCUCGGAACUUUGGCGUUUCAAUCGUUAUACAUGGUUGGCAGCAGUUUAUCGCCAAUUCCAAUAUGUCAGAAUGGUGCUACACAUGAUUAUAUUGGGGACAUAUUUGGAAAGCGUGGUGCAUACGGUAGGCAUAGCGGAACAAGUUUUUCAGCAUAUGGAGCAAGAGGGUAUAAAGGUUCCCUGAAAGGAUUUUCCAAAGCAAAUGUAACGAGAUUUAAUGAAAUAGUUGAAAGAAAAUUUGCGGAACUAAAAGCUGAAAAUGCGGAGCUAAGGGCUGCAGUUGAAGCAAUUAAAAGAAAAAUGAUUCCAUAUCUUGCGCGUUGCUUCCGCAAAAACGGCAAAAUAUCAUGCUUUAAAACAUAUCUCCAUGGUCAAACAACGAAUUUCACUCGUCGAACAAACGAAAACGAGCAAUGUUCAAAAAAGACACAAUGUCGAUGCGCCUCGCCACCAAAACCAAUACCGCCUGUUACGAAGCCGAAGCCCCUCGUUCGUCCAAUUAAUUUACCGAGAGGAAUGAGAAUAAUCGGAUAGAAAUGCGUUCAACUUAUUUUAUGUUUCUUUUUUUCUUUACACUUUUUGAUGGAUGUGACUCGGUUACAUACUUUAUUUUGGCUUAGGUAUGCCACAUGCAACCAAUACUAUUCAACAUUUAUUUUUCUAAAUAUAAGCACUUAUUUUACUGUGUGUUUUACUUGUCGUGUUGUUGUUCUGGUGUAUUUUGUUGUAAAAAAUAUACCGUAUUUGGAGACGAGAAA
Molecule: messenger RNA, 904 nt
Organism: Styela clava
Lineage: Eukaryota; Metazoa; Chordata; Ascidiacea; Stolidobranchia; Styelidae
Source: RefSeq, a predicted model, not a curated record